AGAUUCUUUUCAACUGCGCUUCAAAUGUCCUGUGAGCCGCUUUGUGCUGCCACAUGUACUCGCGUGAAAACAAAACGAUAUAAAAUGCCGAAAAUCGGUCAAUUUAAUCUGUCAAAAGGUUAUUUUUUCGUCCAUUCAACAUGUUUUCCUCAGUAAUUUUCAUAACAUAACCUCAGAACUCCACAUAAUUUUGUUGUUACGUUCAUAUAUAAGGAAUUACUUUGAAGGAAACUCUUUCUGGUCCAGUGAAUCCGGCAUCAUUACAAACGUUCAAAAAUGCGCUUCAGAUUUCUCGGCGAUGGUGACUGUCCCGAUUGGCUUCUGGCAGAAAUCAACGCCUUGUCCCGAAUGACUUCUAUCAAGAUGAAGAUAUUGGCGCAGCUCGUUGCCAAGUCAAUCACGGACCAAGAACUCGACGAAGUGAGAGUGAAGAAGCUCACCCAGGACGCAAAACUAGAAUCAGAGGAUGCAAAAGCAAUAGUAGCGGCCCUCGAAUUGAUUUUGACGUCGUCCGCUCGUUACGGAGUGACACCAGCUGAUUUGAGCAACGAAUUACAGCAGUUGGGACUUCCUCGUGAGCACAGUGCAGCUCUCGCUCGAAUUCAUACGGAUGUUUCAUCGAGGAUUGUCAGCGAAGCUCUGAUCCCACAGUCACUCAGACGCAGCCGCGUAUCUUCCGUCGAGAUAAAACAGACCGGUGAAGAUUUCAGUCCGUUUUGCAGGAUUUCACUGAAUUUGAAAAAGCUUGGAUCCAGCAAGGAAGCCGAGGAGGUUAUCGACGUAGCAAAAGAUGAUAUCCCUGUUUUAUUGGCAGAGUUGAAGAAAGUUCGGGCUAUGAUGGAAGGGAUCUGAUCGAAACAAGGAGACGACAGUCGAUGCAACACCGAGCAUCGUCCCCGAAAAAUGUCAUACUUCCAUGUAAACCGAUUGGGUAUUUUCAUUAUUUUUAUUAUUAUUUCCUGUUAAACGAAUAUACAAAGUUUACAUUCAGUUCGGUAGCUGUAUAUAAUAUGGCUUGAAUAAUAAUUAUACGCUGUGACGAUAUAAUAGUGCCGCUGUUACAACUGCGCAUAUUUCGACGUAUCUUUACGCUCGCUCGAUUUAGUCACAAAAGUCACCGUCCUAUUUUCUUUCUUCGUUUUUUUUUUUUUUUUUUUUUAAUUAUUAUUUCGUUUGCUCUAUAUAUGCAGGGCGAUGAAGUUUCGAGUCGAGCCGAAGCAUAAGACAACCAUGCCAGUUACAAUGGAAUAAAUAUCAAAGCUAUAGUCUAAUCAGUCUUUAUACAAUAUUCGUACAUUCGUUAUUUCACGUUAUUCAUUGUAUUUACAAAAAAAAGUGCUCGUGACGUUUGAAUAACGUCGAGAUGACUCGAUCCAAGUGCCAGUUACAAAUUUAUACGAGCGCGAAGCGGAGAACUCUGGCAUUGCAUUACAUCAAUCGAUCUCAUCGCUUGUUUAUUAUCAUCUUCUUCACCACUGUUUUCAUUUCAUCAUUGUUGGGAACUCAUUCCGAAUACGGAACGGUUCUUAUCUUGUAAGCGAUUAACUUAAAAAAGAAUAAAUAAAAAAUACAUUUUUUUUCGUCGA
Messenger RNA from Venturia canescens, 1586 nucleotides. Its product is annotated as COMM domain-containing protein 4. Lineage: Eukaryota; Metazoa; Arthropoda; Insecta; Hymenoptera; Ichneumonidae. The transcript is spliced from 8 exons. Bases 277 to 852 code for a protein of 191 amino acids. The record is from RefSeq and is a predicted model, not a curated record.